Messenger RNA from Oncorhynchus nerka (sockeye salmon), 8660 nucleotides. Its product is annotated as cyclin-dependent kinase 5 activator 1-like. The record is from RefSeq and is a predicted model, not a curated record. NCBI's taxonomy places the organism in Eukaryota, Metazoa, Chordata, Actinopteri, Salmoniformes, Salmonidae. The coding region runs from base 886 to 1875 and encodes 329 amino acids. Gene Ontology annotation, molecular function: protein kinase binding; cyclin-dependent protein serine/threonine kinase activator activity. Gene Ontology annotation, cellular component: protein kinase 5 complex; growth cone; cytoplasm. Gene Ontology annotation, biological process: brain development; axon guidance. The transcript has 2 exons.
UCGCUCAACUCUGUGCGCUCAGUGGUUUACGGGGACCGAUUUGAAGGGUUGACAAGGAGAAUCGCUUCCCCGGUACCCUGUCCCUCUUCACCGGGUAGCCUAGAAGCAUAGUAUGCUAUCCCUGUCCCUCCGCUCGUUCCACGUUGAACAGAAUGGCCAGAGACGCAUAGAGAACUGUCUGGAUUUUGAAGGUGAAGGACUUUGUAUUUACAUAAAGUUCUGUAGGCUAUAAAUACUGCGUAUUUGAUCGCGAGGAUGGCUGCGAAUAUGGAAUUAAUCGAAAGGACAGUAAGGUCCGAUAUCAGAGUGAAAGUUUGCACAGCACUCCCUCUGAGAUGGAGACGCGAAUAACAUAAUAAUUUAUUCACUUUUUCUCAUAACGGAGCGGCCUUUUGGAUUUAUUGUCUGCAGCUAUUACGCGGCGCCGGACACCUGCACCCGACUUGGCCGAGACGGCUUCUACGCGGCUCUCCGCGCAAUAACAAAUUGCUCAGAAGCGCUUCUUGAACUGAAUCGAUCAUUUCUACUCGUAUCUGAAUUGUUGUCAAUGGUAGGCUACUUCCACACAGGCAGUUCAUUUGUUGCGCUUUGUUGUGCAGUUCUGUAAAUCACUGAAUGCGACGGAUAGGUGACAGUGGACAUCCGAUAAUAAAUUGAUACUGGAUGUGUCUUCAUGGGCAUUUGAAUAGUGUCAGCAUCAACUGAAAAGUAACAAAGCUCAACUAAGCUUUAUAAAUGUCUUCCUCAGUCAUCUCUUCAUAUCGCUUCUCCGUCCAGUAUUCACUGCCUGAAUUGUAAUAGCUAAAACAGGAGAGAACUGUGCCUCCACCUCGCCCCUGUCCAAAUUCAAAGCCAGUGUAAUAUUCUUUACAGCACUGACUCACAAUGGGCACAGUACUAUCCCUUUCCCCUGCAUUCAGGAAGAACAGCUACUAUGACACGCGGCCUGGCUCACUCAACCACUACCCGAGCCUGAGCAGCCGUUCGCUCAACACUCAGAAAGACCGCGCCAGUGGCCUGAAACGGGGACAGUCAAUCUUUCUCCCAGCCCUCACCUGGAAACGCCUUGUCGCCUCCACCAAGAAACGAGGGGGCUCUAAGAAAUGUCCUGGGGGUCCGGGGUCACUUGGAGACCCCCUCAACAACAACAACAACAUCUACCAGAAGGAUCCGGUGUUGCACCUCAACCGUGAGAAUGUCAAGAAGUCUCUGUCGUGUGCCAACCUCUCAAGCUACGACGGGCCAACGGGACUGGGUCUGGGGAUAGGCUUCGGCCAGGGGCACUACAGCUAUGGCAUGGGCAUGAAGCCCCAGCAGCUGUCCUCUGUCAAGAAGGUGCCCCACCACGGAACGGCUGCCUCAUCCCCCAAGCGCAUCAUUGUCCAGGCGUCCACCAGUGAACUUCUCCGGUGCCUGGGUGAGUUCCUGUGUGGCCGCUGCUACCGGCUGAAACACCUCUCCCCUGCGGACCCGGUGCUGUGGCUGCGGGCGGUGGACCGCUCUCUGCUCCUCCAGGGCUGGCAGGAUCAGGCCUUCGUGACUCCGGCCAACGUGGUGUUUGUCUACAUGCUGUGUCGUGAUGUGGUGGAUGGAGACCUGGUGGCGUCAGAGCACGAGCUUCAGGCCACACUACUCACCUGUCUCUACCUGUCCUAUUCCUACAUGGGCAAUGAGAUAUCCUACCCACUGAAACCUUUUCUGGUGGAGGCUGGCAAGGAGGCCUUCUGGGACCGCUGCCUAGCCAUCAUCGACGCCACCAGCGCCAAGAUGUUGCGUAUCAACGCCGACCCGCACUUCUUCACCCAGGUGUUUGCUGAGCUGAAGAGUGAAGGGGGCUGCAGCCCACAGGACUACAGCCGCGUGCUGGACCGGUGAGAGGAGGGGUAGUGGGGUACAACCUCCCCCCCCCCCCGUCUAAUGGUACAUCCCGAGACCCUGCCAUUAACCAUCAGUGAGCGAUCCACAUUAAGACAAUGGGGAAACUUGUCCCCCUAAGACUAGAUCAGAAAUUUGCAUGUGUCAUCAAUAGGGUUGAGUGCUUAUGUUGUUAGCACAAGCCCUUUUGUGUUAUGUAAUACUCACCUGAUUUUACUUGAAUGGUGGAACCAUUUGGUCCACCUGUCCUUCGUGACCCCAUUCUCACCUCUUGUGUCUCAGUGAGCUGGGGGAACAGAAACAGUCAUCUCAGCUGUUCCCCCCUCCAGUCUCUCCCAACUCUCCUCCCUUCCCUCUCCCCACUCUCCUCCCUUCCCUCUCCCCACUCGCCCCCUUUCUCCCCUCUCCCCUAUCUCCUCCCUCCCAUUUCCUCUAUCUCCUCUCUCCCCUCUCCUCUCUCCCGUCUCUUCCCUCACUUCUCCCCUCUCCUCUCUAUCUUCUCUCCCCUCUCCCCCUCUCUCCUUUCUCCUCUUUCCUUUGCCCUCUCUCCCCUUCCAUCUUCCCUAUGCUCUCUCCCCUCUCCUCUCUCUCCUCCUUCCCCUCUCUCCUCUCCCCUCUCCUCGCUUUCCUCCCUCUACUCUCUCCUCCCCUCUCCCACCUCUACCACAGCCAAUAAUCCCUGUCUGAAUGUGAUAGCAACAUCCGUUGCAUGGAACAGUUUUUUUGUCAGAAAAAAAGGCAUUCACUAUUACAACCACAUACAGAGCCGGGUCAGGCGUUCUAAACAGUGAUUGGUUGGGUCAUAAGCAACCCAAGGGAAUGGCAUUUCAAUAACAACAUUUUUACCUAGAAGAUCAUGGACAUCAUUACCUAUAAAUGACUUUGCGCUAAGUCAACAGACCUAACUGAAGACAUAACAGGACGUUACAAUAGGACAUACAGGCAUAUAUUAUGGUAGUGUACUAAAUUCCUUAUCUAAGUAACAAAACCCCAUGUUGCCUAGGUCCCAUGUUAUCUAGGUCCCAUGUUGCCAAGGUCCCAUAUUAUCUAGGUCCCAUGUCAUCUAGGUCCACUUGAUUCUGUCUGUCGUGUGCUUGGUCAUCAGUAAAACAAAACAAACAGUGUUUUGCAGGAUUCUUUUUUCAACAGAGGGGCAUCUGACCUGAGGGAAAAGCUAGAACAGCUACCAACCCAUUAAGACCAUUCACUCAGUUUACGUCCCAAAUGGCACCCUAUUUCUUAAAUAAUGCACUACUUUAGACCAGAGUCCUUUGGACCCUGGUCAAAAGUAUUGCACUAUAUAAGGACUAUGGUGCCAUUUAGGACAGAGCGUAAAAAAACAUCUGUAGGGUGCAGGGCCGUUUGUGUCUCUCUCCAGCUAUCAUUUAAUCUAAGGGUCUCCUGGUGGAAGCAAAAUACGACCUUAUUUUGCAUGUGUGUGUGUGCUUUUGUGUAUGUGGGUAUGUUAUUGGCAGAUAGCGAGGUUCAUCAGCUGUUUACCCCAUCAGUCCUUUGUUCCCUGGCUGUGCCUGUCAUCAGGGCACCCGGCCGCUGCUACUGUGGCAUUAAUGAGACUACACCCCCCACCUCCUCCUCCACCACUCCUCCAGUCUUACUCUGGCCCCAUACCCUCCAUCCACCUCUGUCCCCCUCUAGGCUACUCUACAGGACUAGAGGUUCAGUCACUGGCUAAUCCAGGCUUGCCUGGAAUUUAGUCACGCACGCAAGCACACACACACACACACACACACACACACACACACACACACACACACACACACACACACACACACACACACACACACACACACACACACACACACACACACACUUAAAUACCUAGUCUCCUGCGCCGGGAGUCCCCUGAAACAAUGUAUGAGAGGGAGAGAGGAGGGGUGUAGAUAUGAGUCUCACGUGCCCUGUAAAAGAGGUAGCUGAAGGUGGUCCUUAGUCCCAGUGCAAGGCUGGCCUGGAAUGGCAAGAUGUGUGCAGUUGUGGUUAAAUGCUGCUGUUAUUGUUGUUAGCCUCGCUGUCUCAUUCUAGGGAUUACAUCUGUGUCACAAAUGGCUCCUUAUUCUGUUUAUAGUGCACUACUUUUGACCAGGACCCAUAGGCCUUGUUGUUCUCCUCUUUAUAAAAUGUUUUUAAUGAAACCUUGGAAUUUCUGGUUCACACGUUUUGAUCUAAGUCACAUGUGCUCUAAUGUGUGUUUGUGUCUGUCAGGAAUAGACCACAGAUGUACCUCAGGGCCAGAGGGCGGGAUUUUUUCUGUGUGCAAGCUGUGCUCAUAAAAAUAUAUUUAUCAUGGUUGCCAAGGCAUUAAAAAAAUCUGAUUUGAAAUAUGAACAGAGAGCGCGAGAGGCUUUGGAUCCUCUCAUUCCCUUCUGGCCAUGGCAGACUGUUAGCCUGCUAAUGAGCAAAACUACAAUAGCUACAAUAUGAAAACGAGGUGUGUAGAAUGUAGAAACACACCUAAGGUGAGACAUGGGAAUUGUCCCAAAUGGCCCAUAGCGCUCAUAAGAUCCAUAGGCCCCUGGUCAAAAUUAGUGCACUAUGUAGGGAAUAGGGUGCUAUUUUGGGAUGCACCCAUACAAUAGGAUCACAAAGAUAGUUACUCCCGGUAUGAGAGGGUGAGGACGUUCUUCUAUCGCCUUCUAUGCAGACAGGUCUUGCUGCCAAACCAAUUGUAUUUCUGUUGAUGCUAAAGCAACAUAACAGCCUCUCAGUCUCUCUUCACUCUGAUUCUGGAUGAGAGUGCUAUAGGUUGCAAUGGGUUGCUAUGGGUUUGUUGAACCAAGGCAACUGGUCUACUGUCCUAGACCUAGAAGACAUGUUUCAGGGUCUGGAACCUUGGCGCUCAAUGCUCCUCUUUCGCCCAGACGGGUGGUGGGUGGCACAUUCAGGAACAGUAUAUGGCAGUACUGUGCUGUGCCACCCUAACCGUCCCCUCCCCCUCCCCCAUGCCAGGCAAAAUGCAUUUACACACUUAUGUUAUGUGGGCUGAGCAUACUGUACUGGAAUACCCCCCCACACACACCUAUCUAUGGAUUUACACUCCACUCUCUGACUGACAAACCCUCACGCUAGAUCCGCCCCUUGACACGUGCAUACAGUACAUACACACACACUCAAGCAGACACACACACCGUGGUAAUCCACGAUUAAUCCUCCCAUCCAAUCAAAUAGAGCAAGGGGGAAUAAGUAAAUGCCAAAAGGUUCAAAAUCUGAUGAGAUUUGGUCUUGCCACUUCCAUCCUUCCCUCUGCGUUGGCCCUCCGCUCAGCCUUCCAAUUCAUGACACACUCCUUAUAACAACUUGGAGGUCCCCCAAGACCAAUGGACAAACCUCAUGUUCACUCCUUCCGCUCAGACCGAGGCUUAUUGGUGUUGGAGGCAGUCCAGUCCAGUGGUUCCUGCCUGCCUGCCCAGAGGCCUUGUAUUUCUAUAUAAGAAGUGGGAGACUAGAGCUGGGCGAGGUUAGCAAGGAUGUCUCAUUGCUGGGGACCACCGUCUCUGUUUCAGGAACCUUGGUCGACGGCCAUCUUGGAAGACAGCCGGUCACUCCUAUUGUUGUGGACGUUGUUGUGCAUUCAGUACGACACUGGCCACUGUCCAGCACUCAAGGCCUCUAGUGUGUUGACAGCAAUGAACCCUAUCCCCCUCCUCUUACCCGCUCCUCCUUUCUCCUCCUCUCCCUUAUCCCCGUCUCGCUUUCCACACACUCGGCUGUUGUUCCCCUGCCUGUUGCCAUUUGAUUGGAUGUUCCACCACAUUGUGGAGAGAGGAGCAGAUAGAAUGGUGGUGUUUGUUGGCCAACAGUCAGUCACAGACACAGCCUUAGUAAUGGGGCUCUAUGGCCUCUAUCUAUACCGUGUGUUGUAUGCUAUCCUGUCUAUAGGGGUGAUAGCGAUUGCACGUGGGUCAUAUUAUUGGGAGGAUUUUGCUUACACCAGGAGUCUCCUAGUCAAGUCCUGUUCUCCUCUUAUGUUAUAUUAUUGCAUCUUUUAGGGAAAUCGUAAGAUGUUGCAUGUCUAUGUGUGUGACCUUUUAGGCAUCAUAACGUUAAAACGCGUACACGCUACAUGUAACUGGCAGUUUUGUUGGAAAUCAUCAUUCAAUUGAUGUCAGUGGGAGAUAGGCAUGAAGAUUUCAGUUAUGUGUAUGGAUCUCAAGUUAAGAUGUGGCCCAUACAGGUUACAGCUAUGGGACUACGCUGUAGUCCAUGUGAACAAGAGUAUUUCUUACUGUAAAGUACGUGUAGUCCAUGGAGAUAUAGAGAGAGACACAGGCCCUGCAGAUGGUAUAUUUAUUAUUAGCAUGUUAUUGUAAUGUGACAUCCAUCAACCUUGAGUCCACCCUCACCUUCAACUUAAGCAGAUUACCCCUUUAUCUCUUUACCUCCACCCACCCAAACAAAACCUUGAGCUGGAUCCCUGUUUAUCCAAUCGUAUGCCUAUACCUUACCUGUUUCUCUGUUUCCAACCAAUCAUAUGCUACUCAACAGGAACUGUGACUCUACCUGUCCAAUCAAACACCUCAGCAGAACCCUGGAACUCGGUUUGACUGUUGGAUGAAACUACUGAUUGGCCGACAGGAUAUUCUUUGCAACCCCAUUGGUCAAGAGAUUCUCCUUCACUACAAAUGGACUAAAUAUGGAGAGUCAACCAGGAAUAAAACAAAAGACUGUUGGAUCCUAUUCUAUGAAGUACAUGGGUAGGACUCAAGCAAAGACUAUUGCACAUCAACCAUCCAGGAUAUUUCAAAUGGAUCUCAGGCCCUAGUUUGGCAUAGUGGGAGACUGUGGUUUGGCGGGAAUAUCAGGCGUAGGCUGUUUAAGUCACCAUUGCUCUGUGAGUUCUGGUGAACUUGUUUUCUCAGUGUGUUUUUCUGCUGUGUUGGAGUAGAAUUUCAAUGGCACACCGAUAACAGUCUCAGUGCAGACUUAAAGGGAUAGUUACAAUUACAAAAUGACAUAUUGGUUUGAAAUAUCCCUUUAAAAGAAGUAGAGAAUUGUGCAGCUUAAAUAUGUUGCUGUGUGACAAAAUAAACUGACGACAGGAAAAACCAAACAAUAGGUCCUAUCUUGUUACUGUGGUGGUGAGCAUGCCAGAUAGACUAGCAUUUUUAGUUUUGUUUUACGUUUGCUUUUUUGUUUUGAUUAGCUUUUGCUUUAAUGCCGUAAAUGUGUUUUGAAUUAAAUGUUAUUUCCUUAACUUAAAAAAUGUAAUCAGUUCAUCCCUAGUCGUGGGAGAAGAUCUGAUGUCAAACAGUAUUAGUAUGUAAUUCAAGGGGUAAUUCAAGUCAUGAUGACUGUUAUGAUUAUAACUGCACAUUUGAAGUGUUAUUGUCAUUGUGGAUGUUAUGUUAUUGAAUGACAGAGAUAGAGAAUCUACAGUACCUGUAUUCUCAUUUUAUUUUGAUGAACCUUUGUCUUUAACAUCUCGAAGAAUGUGAAAUCACGUAAACAAUGAUAACAUAGUUUCUCCCAUUUCUCCACCGCUAUGUCUUAGUGUUCAAAGAUGUCAACACUGCGAUUUCAGACACAGCUUUUGACACAACACUGUUCAGACAUGGUAGAUCUGGUGGUAUAAUUGGCAUCAUUGGGAUGGGUGGUGGGUCAGGAGGCUGGGUACGUAGGGUCGCAUCCCAAACGGUACCCUAUAUAGGGCACUACUUUUAACCAGAGCCCUAUAGACUAUAUAGGGAAUAGAGUAAUAUUUGGGACACACCCCUAGCUUUCUGUUAGAAGGAAGUGUUUCAGUUUGUGCUUGUCUCACAUCCUCUGAGGAUGUUGUGAAAUGGGCGGAUGAUUGAUUUUCAUGAAAACAUCAACAAUUUUGUAAUGGCUGCUGUGUGUAUAGCAAAUGCAUAAUCAAUGGAAUCAAUGGCGAGGCCUCAUCAAUGCGACAACAGACGGUGAAUUGAUGCACAAUGGAAGACAUUGUAGUGAUCAGAUCACAGACAGGCGUCCCCACACAAGCACCUCCGGUCCUUACCCUCAUUGUAGCUAUGUCUUAACCCACAGCACUGCAUAUAACUGAGGCCUCUGCUUCUUUUCAAGGCUACAUAGCACUCCUAUUUAUAUGAAAGGAAAAUACUUAAACAAAAUCCUGAACAAAACAUCAAUAAAGAACUGUCUGAAUGAUCAGUGCUUUGAGUUAGACACUUACCUGUUGCCAACCCUCUCAUAAGACCUGUACCCUUCAGUCUCCUCUCACCGUUGCUGCCAACUCAACCCUUACCCCAGGUUUCCAUGGUUACCUGGCACUGACUGACAAUGUCAUUGUGAUAAAACUCAGUUGAAAUGGAGAGACCAGAGUUACUUUUAUAAAGCCACCUCAUAUGUGUGUACAGAUGUAGGAUCUUACUUUGAUCACCCUAGUGUGGGGACUUACCCGCCAUGCAGGACAUUUAAAACUUGUAGUGUAUUUGAGGUUUAAAAAGGAUUCUGAAGUUUGUAAUUUACACUUUGAAAUUUCAGACUUAAUUUCUUCCCUUUUGAAAAAUGUAACAACCUUACAAAAAUGUCCAUUAAUUAUAAUCCACAUAAUAAUCCACAUUUCCUGUUGCUGCAGGAUUAUUUUCCUGUUGUAGCAAACUGGCUCAAAUGAAGAUCCUACAUCUGUAUGCAACUCGAUGUGUCUAAUAUUGUUGUUGGGGAACACUUGAAGAUGAAAACAAUGUGACUUUGUUUUUCAUGUUAAAAUGCAAUUUUGUUUCCUUUUUUCAUUACGAUGUUGAUGAUUAUUACUAUUAUUAUUCAAUAAAGUAUUGAGGUGAAAUUCC